Molecule: messenger RNA, 1839 nt
Organism: Coprinopsis cinerea okayama7#130
Lineage: Eukaryota; Fungi; Basidiomycota; Agaricomycetes; Agaricales; Psathyrellaceae
Exons: 1
Coding region: 1-1839 (612 amino acids)
Source: RefSeq, a predicted model, not a curated record
AUGGAUUCCAUCGCGUCGUCCCCGUUUUCGCCGCAUCUAGGGACCAAUUAUGCGCCCUCUGACUCAGAAAUCGCCCAUCUUCGAGAUUACAUUGGCGACCUCACUCCCCAUCUAGCCGACUUGGAAGGGAAAGUGGAAGCCGCCGAGCGAGCCCUGGCUGCUGCUGCGAAGAAGCGAGAUGGAUACCUUCAAUUUGUGGACAACCACCGUGCACUACUGUCCCCUAUACGCAGAAUGCCUUUGGAUGUCACCCGCACCAUCUUUCAGCACUGCUUGCCCGAUAAGCACAACGCCAUUAUGUCCACCUCCCAAGCACCGCUGCUUCUCACCAUGGUUUGCAGACAAUGGCGAGAGAUCGUCCUGAACUUUCCGGCCAUGUGGUCAUCUCUUCACAUUCCCGUCGUCACUGUCCCUGCAAUGCGAUUCUUCCACCGCUCUACAACACCGCCAAUCGACAGCUGGACAAGACGGAUGAAACAUCGCAACCAAGCCGUGACCCGUUGGCUCAACCGUGCAAAAGGUUCCAAGCUCUCAAUCUCCCUUGCUACCGACCCAAACGACGAAUCCUUCUCCGACGAGGAUGACCAGGAAGUCGUCGCGGAGUUGUUAGAUAUCCUCAAAGAGCGGGCAUCCCAGCUACAGCGUCUCAAGCUUUCGACCACACAACGUAUCGCUAACAGGGUCCUUUCCAUCCCCCCUUCUCAAGUGCCAGAACUCCGCGUCAUACAUAUCAACAUCUAUAACCCUUUUUCCGAUUUCCCCUUCCCCGCGACCAAUGCAUCGUCGCGCAUCCCUGCCAACGGUAUCAUCGCCUCACCGACCCUGCGGACAGUACACGUCGAAUCCAUCCCGCAGCGUUUAAUAGAGUUAUCGGUAGAAUGGGAGAACAUAACAGACUUGACGUGCUUCCCUGUCACACUGGAUGAAGAUGGUGGUGUAAAGGGAUUCACGGCACGCGAAGCUGUGAACAUUCUGGGCCGGUGUCCCAAUCUCAAAACGUGUUGUCUCCGGAUACACUUCAUGCCUCACGCUGUACCACUGGGAGAGCCUGAGCCGGACAUGGAGAAUGAAACCGGCAGGACCGUGACGCUCCAUCAUCUCGAAACUCUUCACCUUCAGCAGGAAUAUCGGGCUAUGUUGGAGCCACUGGUCGACUCUCUUCGUUUACCAGCACUGCGCUCCCUUUCGUUCUCAAGCUCCAAGUUCCCUUCAACGAAGGCAUCUCCCUUAAUUCGACUCAUGCGUCACUGUGGCCCGAACCUCAAGACUCUGAAGGUCGACUAUCUGACUCUGAAGACCCCCGAACUCCGCCAAUGUUUAGAAUUGGCAAAGAAUGUCGAGGAACUCGAUCUUUCACCGGAACAGACUGUCCGUCCUCGAGCGGACACAUCGUGGUAUGGCGAUUUCGACAUGGUCUUUGGAGACGAGGAAGUACUUGACUGGACAGCCGAACCGACGAUGUUUGAAGCUGAUCUUCUCGCCCAGUUGACCCCAACGGAGGCAUCUACGGCAGUUCUUUGCCCCCGCCUUUCGUCUUUCCGAAUCAAACUCCACUCUCGCGACGAAGUCGGAUGCAAGGAGAUCAAAGACUUCAUCCGUGGGCGUAGGCGGUUCGGGAAGCCCGGUGGUGACAUUGCGACGCUGUCCAAAGUCAAUGUUAUCUUCCCCUGGCGGGAACCGAAGGCGGAUGGUUCUUCAUCCUCGAUGUCACAGGACGACGGUAUCGACUGGGAUAGAUUCGAGGGAAAGCUCGAAUGGGGAAAACCUCUGGGAGCUUGGGCAGCGAUAGACACCACGACCUUGGCCGCUCUCCAAUGGAAUCCUGCUAUGGGUGCCUAG